AUGAGCAAGGGACCGGGUCUCUUCACCGAUAUCGGCAAAAAAGCCAAAGAUCUUUUGACUAGGGACUACACCUCCGACAAGAAACUCACCGUUUCAUCCUACAGCACUGCCGGAGUUGCCCUUACUUCAACAGCUGUGAAGAAAGGUGGACUCUCGACUGGGGAUGUGGCCGCACUGUACAAGUAUAAAAACACGAUUAUCGAUGUUAAACUUGAUACAGCAUCAAUUAUCUCCACAACCCUCACAUUCACUGACAUACUUCCAUCCACCAAGACUAUUGCUUCAUUUAAGCUGCCUGAUUAUAAUUCUGGCAAGAUAGAGGUUCAAUACUUCCAUGACCAUGCUACCUUAACAACAGCUGUUGCAGUGAAUCAAUCCCCUGCCAUUGAUGUUUCCGCUACUUUUGGUACCCCAAGCAUCGCUUUCGGUGGUGAGGCAGGCUAUGACACUACAUCUGGUCGUUUUACAAAAUACACUGCUGGGAUUAGUGUCACGAAAGCCGAUUCAUCUGCAUCAAUUAUCCUUGGUGACAAGGGUGACAGCAUUAGAGCAUCCUACCUCCAUCAUCUGGACCUAUUGAAGAAGAGUGCUGCUGUUGCAGAGGUCACUAGAAAGUUUUCGACAAAUGAAAACAUUUUUACAGUAGGAGGGUCUUUUGCUGUUGACAGUUUGACACAGGUCAAAGCAAGGCUCAACAAUCAAGGACAGCUUGGGGCCCUCUUGCAGCAUGAGAUCAUACCAAAAUCGGUGUUGACUAUUUCUGGUGAGAUUGACACCAAGGCACUGGAUAAAAAACCAAAGUUUGGAUUGGGAGUUGCCCUCAAACCUUGA
Molecule: messenger RNA, 831 nt
Organism: Sphenostylis stenocarpa
Lineage: Eukaryota; Viridiplantae; Streptophyta; Magnoliopsida; Fabales; Fabaceae
Source: the annotation of a GenBank genome assembly